AUGUCGAACCCUACUAAUAUUGCUAGUGCAGACGUGGCAGGUGGCAGUAACGCUGCUCCUCCUUGGGGAAGCAACACGGCUCUGCCAGUAACACAGUUGGCGCAGGCGAGGAAUGCGUCUGUGUAUGUGCUUGGUGGCUCUGGAAUGGUUUCACAGGUGGCUUAUUGCCGCUUGUCGUCGCCACAUUCGAUAAUCCUUUCUGAGCCGCUCAACUUGGUUUCUCUUGUUGGCCUAGUGACUGAUCCUUCAGAACCAGGCUCUGCCUCUUUCACUGCUGCAUUGAGCAGCUUGAAUGGAAGCGUCUUUGGCGGGAGGAUUUUAAAUUUGGUUGCCAUGGACUCUGUGCUUUUGACUGCGCUUCUUUCUCAGAAAAGGGAGGUCUUUCAUGAAGAUUGA
Messenger RNA from Daucus carota subsp. sativus, 396 nucleotides. Its product is annotated as AT-hook motif nuclear-localized protein 20-like. The transcript has 2 exons. The coding region runs from base 1 to 396 and encodes 131 amino acids. The record is from RefSeq and is a predicted model, not a curated record. Lineage: Eukaryota; Viridiplantae; Streptophyta; Magnoliopsida; Apiales; Apiaceae.